Bactrocera latifrons is the source of this 3534-nucleotide messenger RNA. RefSeq names its product ATP-binding cassette sub-family G member 4. Gene Ontology annotation, molecular function: ABC-type transporter activity; ATP binding; ATP hydrolysis activity. NCBI's taxonomy places the organism in Eukaryota, Metazoa, Arthropoda, Insecta, Diptera, Tephritidae. The transcript is spliced from 9 exons. The record is from RefSeq and is a predicted model, not a curated record. Gene Ontology annotation, cellular component: plasma membrane. The coding region runs from base 465 to 2855 and encodes 796 amino acids.
AUUUCGUUGAACGUGCUUGCUGGUAGGUCGCGGCACUACCUCGCAUUGAACAUUAGUGAUAAUUAUUUCCAAAGGUCCAAAAGUUCAGCAGAAGAUGUUUUACCCGAUUAUAGUCAUAAAUGAAUAGUCGUUAUAAAAAGCAUUUAGUGGAGCCAUUAACUAUUUAAAAUAAAAAUAAUGGCUGUAAAUGAUCUAUGAGACUGUAAUAUCUUUGCUGUGUUUACCAACAUUCCGAAUGGAUGACUAAAAACAUUAAAAAAAUAGUGCAUUAAAGACAAUAAUAAUAAUAAUUAAUCGUACGAUUAAGUUAAUUUUUUUUAGAAAGCUUAACACAGAUUUGCGUAUGUAUGUAUGGAUGCUCGCGUAGAACAAUUAUUCGGUAAUGUUAAUUUAAAUAAGAAAAGUUAAUAACUGGUUCAACAAAAAACUUAAAAAGUUAAAGAACAAAAAUACGUAUAAUUAAAAUGUCUACACCGAAUAUAAACUUUGGAUUGCUCUCCGCCAUCGAAGUUUCUUAUAGUACAAACCGUGAUCAAGCCGCAAGGAAAACUAAUACCGAAGACAAUAUCUGCGAUUUGAACAGCAGAAGAAACAUCACUAAUAUAAGUUCGAAGGAAUAUAUGUCGGGUGAUAAACACGGACCCAUAAAGCUCGAAAAGGAGAUUUCAGAGUCGAAGAUGCGUAAAAUUGCAACAACAGAAACCAACUCGACAACACUAAAAACUACAACACCAGAAAUUGUUUAUAAAUACGAUACUAAUAAAACGAAUUAUUCGGACAACAUAUCAAUGAACAGGCGGCUUUCGAAGACAGAGUCUUAUGAAAACGAGUUUGCGGAAACUGUCAACGCAACUCUUUCGAAAGCUGGAUAUGUUACGGCAAGUAAGACAAGUAGAACUCAUCAGACUCCUCCUUAUGAAAGCGGACCUUUGGAGAAAGCAAGCAGACUGCUUCAACAUGAAUACCCAAAGCAAAUCAAAUCGAUAAACAUAAGUUUUGAAAAUAUUUGCUAUGGUGUUAAGACCGGUUUAUUCAAAAGAGAAGAUAAGCAGGUCCUCAAUGGUGUUACGGGAGAAUUUCGUUCCGGUGAACUCAGUGCAGUCGUAGGACCGUCUGGAGCCGGCAAGAGCACACUGCUCAAUAUUCUCUCAUCAUAUACGGUUUACGGGUUUUCGGGGAAUAUAAGGAUCAACGGUAAUCCGCGUGACGUGAAAACAUUCAAACCAAAUGUAGCCUUUAUCACGCAGGAUACCACACUGCAACCUUUUCUCACUGUCAAGGAGGCAAUGAAUUUCGCUGCUAACCUCAAAAUCGGUGCUCAAAUGAACGCGAUAGAAAAACGUGAGCGGGUGUUGAACAUUCUGAAGUCCAUGGGUUUGCUUGAGUCGCUCAACACGAGGACUGGUGACUUAUCGGGUGGCCAAAAGAAACGAUUGGCGAUUUCACUAGAAAUAGUGAAUAACCCACCAAUUUUAAUAUUAGAUGAGCCAACCAGUGGGCUGGACAGCUCUACAUCCAAUCAGUGCAUUUCUCUAUUAAAAACUCUGGCGAUGGAAGGUCGCACGAUCAUAUGCAUAAUUCACCAGCCCAGCGCCAUAGUAUUUCGAAUGAUCGACCAUUUGUUCGCGAUCGCAGAGGGCUCCUGCAUAUAUGCAGGCAGAACAGACAAUUUGGUUCCCUUCCUAGCUGAAAAUGGUUUACACUGUCCACAAUCGUACAAUCCUUGCGACUUUCUUAUGGAAAUAAGUACAAACGAUUAUGGUCCAAAUAAUAAACUACUUAUUGAGAAAAUGCAAAACGGUCGUAAUACUGGGUAUCGACUGGUCAAACGUUCCUUUUCAACCUCAAAUGCAGCGUCAACACCAGUUGAAGAAUUGCCAUCACGUGUUUCUAACACGAGCACAUAUACCAAAGAGAAACAGCAUCAAUGCUGUAGUGAUAGUCGAUUUUCUAAACCGAGGAAAUCGAGAAUUUCAAUUGAUACCGGACAUAUUUGUAAAAGUGAUAAUAUUUAUGCUACACCAUUUUUCCGUCAAUUAGCAAUUUUGCUAACCCGUACUUAUCUACUGCUUUGGCGUGAUAAUUCGCUUACAACACUGCGAUUCAGUAUUCAUUUCGGAGUAGCACUACUCAUCGGCUUCCUCUACUAUGAUAUUGGAAAUGAUGCCGCGAAUGCAAUGAAUAUUUUCCGUUAUGCCUUCUAUACAAUAAUGUUCAUUAUGUUCUGUGCCUUCUCGUCGAUCCUAACGAAAUUUCCCCUAGAAUUUCCCAUAGUUUCACGGGAACAUUUUAAUCGUUGGUAUUCACUUCGCGCGUAUUAUAUUGCGAUUACUUUAGCCGAUAUCCCAAUACAGCUUAUAUGUACGAGUCUCUUCAUAUUUCCUACGUAUUAUCUGACUGGACAGCCUAUGGAGCUAAUGCGAUUCGCUUUAUACUUCACGAUCGUUUUUCUUACAGCUCUGGUCGGACAAAGCAUUGGACUCAGUGUAGGCUCAGCUCUGAGUGUUCAUUAUGGCGCCAUCUUUGGACCAUGUUUUAUUUGUCCUUUCCUGGCGUUUUCUGGAUUCUUCCUUCAAAGAAAAGACUCUCCAUUCUAUUUAAAAUGGAUGUUCGAUAUUUCAUUUCUCAAGUAUGCCUUGGAUGGAUCGAUGUUGUCGCUUUUCGGUUACGGUCGGGCAAAAAUGGAGUGUAAGGAAUUUUACUGCCAUCACUCCCAUCCAGUGUUCUUCCUUAAGAACAUGGAUUUGGCCAAUGCAAAUUAUAAACUGGCUGCCAUAUUUUUGUUAUCGCUAUUUAUUGUACUAAGAAUUCUCGCAUUUUAUAUCAUGUCUUUCAGGUUGAGAUUAUUCAGAUGAAAUAUGCUGUAAUAUAUGUAUUUUAGGCAAGCAUUUUGUAUUAUAUAAUUAAUAUACAACCUUGUAUACUAAUAAAUUUUUAAUGAAAUGGAGGAUAGCUCAAAAUAAACCCUUAGACACAUUACAAUCAUUAUACCAGAGCAAUACAUACAUGAUGUACAUAUAUAUAAAGCAAAAUAAUAAGAAUAAUUAAUCAGAAACCGAUUUACAGUUUCAUGGUUGACCUCAAAGUGAAUGAAAUGUUUAUAUACUAAAUACACAUAUUUGAAAUCUUUAAAUUUUAAAUUUUCUCACGAGCAUUAGAAGUAACCCUUUUGUAUAAAAUUGUGAAGUGCUCUCAACGCGAUUCCAUCGAUAAUCACAUUAAAAGUAAGAGGGAAGUUUUAGGAAUUUCUUCAAACAGCAAAUUAAAUAUCAGUUAAAUAACAGACUCUGACUUUUACAAUGAAGUGGAAUUACCUUUUCUUGGGAGAACCACAGCAGUCAAGGUUAUGUUUUUGUAAUAGUUUAAUUUUUGUAAUAGAAGAUUGUUUAACGUUUAGAACAUUCCUCACUUUUCAAAUUCUAUUUUUAUACACUAAAGUAUUUAAAACCGCAAUGAAAUAAAGGUAUUUUUUAUUUAAAAACUGUCUUUAACUAAUUUAAGCGCUGUUAUUUAAUAAAUGCUAUUACAAUUAAA